CACUUGAGGCGCUGCUGUCGGUCUGUGUUUCUCACUUUUAAGACGGGAGUUGCGUUUCUCUUUUUUCUUGUUCUGUGUUUAUUUUAUCCGCUUCUGGCAGCAGUAGCGAAAUCGCGAAGUUAUAGUAUCCAAACACUCAAACAGUAUGGGUUCGUUGUCGUAGUAGAAUAAUAGACGCUGGGCUGUGACGUAAGAAGUCGGAGAUGUGUGCAUCAAAUGCGAUAGGAAGAAAGCUUUAAAAAGUUGGUUACGCAUGAAUAUUCUUGCUGUUACAUUCACGUAACAUAAGCCCCUUUUUCUCAAUGGAUUCAUAGCCGAACACACACCUACUGUUAAUCGUUAACUGCUGACAGUUGUUGGUAUAUAAAAUGACAGGACGGAGGAAUGCAAUAUUGAAAUUUGUGAAACUGACAGAGAACGCAUUUUCGCCGAUAAAACUUUCACCCAAAUCUGCGGGUUAUGAUCUCAGGAGCGCUUACGAUCUUUGUGUGUCACCGCACGGGAAGGAACUAGUGAAAACAGACAUUAAGGUACAGCUUCCUGAUGGAUGUUAUGGUAGAAUUGCACCGAGAUCAGGCCUUGCACUAAACUAUCACAUUGAUAUCGGAGGUGUUAUUGAUGAAGAUUAUCGUGGUAAUAUUGGUGUGCUACUGUUCAACCAUUCUGACAAGGAAUUUGUUGUGAAACGAGGUGAUCGCAUAGCACAGUUAAUUUGUGAGCAAAUACUAUAUCCAGAAUUGGAGGAAGUACAGGAGCUGGAUGACACACAGCGAGGAUCCAUGGGUUUGGGCUCAACAGGUAUAAAGUAAUUGUUAUGAAUAAAAACUAUUUCCUAUUGUUGUUUUCAGCAUUAUUGCAUUAGGGUAUUGUCAGUACACAGUACAGGAUGACAGUCUCUUGUAUAUUGUUUAUCAUUCUGUAAUUAAAGAAACUGAUG
This is a messenger RNA of Schistocerca americana (American grasshopper), 937 nucleotides long. Its product is annotated as deoxyuridine 5'-triphosphate nucleotidohydrolase-like. NCBI's taxonomy places the organism in Eukaryota, Metazoa, Arthropoda, Insecta, Orthoptera, Acrididae. Gene Ontology annotation, molecular function: dUTP diphosphatase activity; magnesium ion binding. Gene Ontology annotation, biological process: dUTP catabolic process; dUMP biosynthetic process. The coding region runs from base 369 to 809 and encodes 146 amino acids. The record is from RefSeq and is a predicted model, not a curated record. The transcript is spliced from 4 exons.